AUGACUGAUCCACAACGAGACGUAGAGGGCGAGGAGCUCACAACCAAGAGCAAGGUCUUGGAGACAGGUGCCGCCAUGACACAGGACUUCGCACCAGUGAAGAGCAUCUGCGCCCAUCUGAACGCCUUCCACGUCUACGCCGACGACCCAAAGCGGUUUGUCGAGGCAAACCACUACUGCAGCCAUCUGACAGAAGACGUCCGCCAGUGCAUUCUCUACGACAGCCCCGACCCAGGCGCCCGGCUCAUCGGCAUCGAGUACAUGAUCACGCCGAAGCUGUACGCCACGCUCGACGCCGAGGAGCGCAGGCUCUGGCACAGCCACGUCUUCGAGGUCAAGUCCGGGAUGCUUGUCAUGCCGCAGCCGUCGGCGCUCGUGCCGCAGGCCGCGUGGGAGCGGGCCGAGGCGGCCGAGAUGGAGGACGUGGUCGAGCUGUACGGGAAAGUCUACCACCUUUGGCAGGUGGACAAGGGGCACAAGAUACCCCUGGGCGAGCCGAAGCUGAUGACGAGCUUUACUAAAGCCGAGCAGAUGCCGGACUUUGAGAAGGUGGUGGGUGAGAGGGAUGCGAGGUUUGCGGGGGUCGAUUGGAAGAGGAAGAAGGAGAUUCGGGAGUAUAUCAAGGAGCCUGAGAUUCAUCCUGACGCUGAUGCUACUUGGGGACCUAAGUAA
This is a messenger RNA of Diaporthe amygdali, 672 nucleotides long. RefSeq names its product DUF1264 domain-containing protein. Bases 1 to 672 code for a protein of 223 amino acids. The record is from RefSeq and is a predicted model, not a curated record. The transcript has 3 exons. Lineage: Eukaryota; Fungi; Ascomycota; Sordariomycetes; Diaporthales; Diaporthaceae.